AUGCUCGAGCGCGACCCAGAUACUGGCCAUGUCCACAUGAAGACAUUCAAGCCGGCGGCCAAACGGGAUCCGAAGCAGCUUCUCUCAGAGAUGCCGCUAGACCCCAAGUUAAGAUCGAUCAAAGAGCUCCAGGACCGCGAGCGCGUUCGUCCAAAAGACAAACUCGAUCUUGCGCGAACCCCACCUUUCCUUCGAGUCGGACCUCUGGAUCCCAUCCUCAUUCCUGCCGAGACUGAUCGGUCCUCGGGAUGUCGUAAUGCCGAAGACGACCGCGCGAUACCUAGGCUCGUACCCGAUGUCAUUGGAGCCAUCGUCAACACCGAGUCGCCCUUGAUGAACCAGCUCUUUCAGCUAUGCCAGCAUGCCCAGAUCCAUUGCUGUGAGAACCCGGCAUGUUCCAAGAAGCGAAGCGAGCUGGCGGAGCUCGCCCCGGAGUGCGACUGGGCACCGUUCCGAGACUGGGCAUUGCAGCUGAUGGCCUGCCAACUGACCAUGAUAGACCAGGGCAACUUCACAUCGCCCGUCCUUCGCAUGUCCCACGCCGUGAUGGCGUGCCAUUUUUUCCUGGUCAGGGUGAGAAGAGAUGUCAGCAUGGUUCCGUCUACAAAACUCGCCGGCCCAAACAAAACCACGCGAGCUGUCGACGCCUUUGGAGCGUUCGAGACCAUUUACUGGAUGAUGACGAUCGAGCACUCCCUCGACCUACUCGCCAUCAUCGAGCAGACGUGGGAUCCUGGCUUCCUCCCUGGAGCCAUCACCGACCCUGACCUUACUAAAGCCUCCCAGCGGGCCGCAGAGGCGGGCAUCUGUCCCAACCGGUUUUGGAAUCUCACAGUCGCCAUGGAGCGGGAGCAUCUCGACAUUCCCGCCAUCGCCCAUGCUGCUGCUCGAUACCCCCAGUUGAAACACGAGGGCCACGAGGCGUGCACACCGACGUUCUGCACCUUCACCGUGCUGGAUAGCACAAGGGUGAAGCAAUGCCACAAGUGCUCCGAGCUCGACGACGAUCCUUGCAAAAAGGAGGGUAAGCCGCUCUUUUUCGACCCCAAAAAGCUCGACGAGUCCAUCCGGUCCGGAAAGCGCACCGUCUGGUCCACCGCGCCCGGCGAGCCCAAAGUAUCCCAAGAAGGCCCUUACGUCGCCAUCUCGCACGUAUGGUCCGACGGAACCGGCGUGGGCCUGCACGAUCCCGGCAAGGUCAACGAGUGCCUAUUCCGGUUUCUCGCCCGCGUCGUGAAAAGAAUCGGCUACGACGCCAUCUGGUGGGACGCCAUCUCCAUCCCCAAAGACGCCCAACUCCGGCAGGAGGAAAUCAACAACAUGCACCGCAACUACGGCGCCGGCGAGUGCACCCUUCUCCACGACAACUACCUCCUCAACUUCGAGUGGGCCGACAAUAGCGAGGGCCCUUGUCUUGCCCUGGUCUUAUGCCCCUGGUUCACCCGCGGCUGGACCGCGUUGGAGCUGAUCAUGUCCAAGGCCGUCAAGGUGCUGUACAAGAACCCCGUGGAGGGCGGUGAGCCGCUGAUCAAGGACCUGGACGAAGAAAUCCUCGCGACAGACCCCGCCCGUUGCACGCGGGCGCACUGGAUCGCGUCGACCAUCAUCCGCCGCCUGCGACGCGAGAUAAGCAACGUAAGCGACCUCGCCGCCAUCCUCAAGCCGCGGAGCACAUCGUGGGCGCGGGACCGCAUGGUCAUCGCCGGCUUGCUGGCUAAGAUCAAAGUCGACUACACGAUGGCGACGCACGAGAUCACCAAGGCCAUCAUCGACCGCGUUUGGAACCUGCACCCGGACAGCCUGCUCCACGGACAGCCCACCAUCACCACCUCGGGGGGCUGGUCGUGGUGUCCGCACUCGCUGUAUGACAUGCCCUCCACGACGGUGGGGGACCUCGCCGAGACGGGAAAGCACCUGGUGGGGGACAGGACGUGCGUUGUGGACAAAUCCGGCGUGAUCUCUACCAGUUGGUACUGGCGCGCGCUGGAGGAGGCCGACACACGACACGACCUGCUCAUACCUAACUCGUUGCACCAGGCUGUGUCGGUCGCCACCCGCCAUGCCAUCCGCGACUGGCAGCACUGCAUGCUCCUCCGCGAGGCCAACAUGGACGGUGGGCUCGGCUUGAUCGUCAAGCCAGUCGGCAGACGCACCACAGACGGGUUCAUCCCCGCCCAGUAUGUCGGGAGCGUGCGCGUGCGGGAGUCACCGGAGAAACUGCAGGGGACGCCGGUCGACGCGCGCUAUGCCUAUAAUUGGUUCCGUAUUGGGGAGGUCGCCGUCCCCCCACACAGGGCGAGGCGGGCGGUUGCAUUCUACAGCAAGCAUAAUGCCCAAGCACCCAUUUCAAAGUCAUCGAGCAACAAGACCAGAGACUGCAGUUGGAUCGCUGGGGUGGGAAACCUCUGGAUGGGCGAUCACCCGCAUGAGGGGCAGCUUUUGAUUUGCCGCCAUCGGAGGGCGGAGGGCGACGUGGAGGGGCUUCGCUUGGUUGUUUCGGGGGACCAUGAGAAAAAGACUUACGCGUUGCUGCCGGCGGAGGAGCCUGUGUUUCGGGUUCGGCUGGUGAAAUACCAGGAGCAGUGGCCGCCCGAGCCCAUCCCGGCGUUUGGGAGGGUGUACCAUUCUGAUGCGGUUCCGGCGAUGAACAGCUUUAGCAUCUUCAGGCUCGAAACGGAUGGCAAGGACCGCACGCUAUACGCGCUCCUGAUUCAGCCCUACCUUGUACCCAAUGCCAAGCAGCCGUACGGUGGGAUGUGGAUUUAUGUCCGACCCGAUACGGUUCCUCUUGUCACGCUCUUUUACCAGCAACACCCCAGCCACCUCCAAGCCAUCACUCUAACGGGAGAUACGUCAAUCAAGCGGGGAUCACUGAUAUUUGUCGUUGACGAUCUGAACGCCUCCAAGGACUCCUACCCUGGCGAGGGGGAGUGGAAGGGGAUGCCAUAUGUGGAAAUCCCGUGGGAAUCCGGUUGUGUGCUGGUGGAGGUGGCAGAAAAGAAACCCCGGAAAGUAGUAAUUUUGAAGAGAAUAGGUUACGUGGCUGGAGCCGUGGCUUUGCGUGGCUCGUGGGCGGGCACGGUCCAAGAGUAA
Messenger RNA from Lasiosphaeria miniovina, 3093 nucleotides. RefSeq lists its product as uncharacterized. NCBI's taxonomy places the organism in Eukaryota, Fungi, Ascomycota, Sordariomycetes, Sordariales, Lasiosphaeriaceae. The transcript has 5 exons. The record is from RefSeq and is a predicted model, not a curated record. The coding region runs from base 1 to 3093 and encodes 1030 amino acids.